Molecule: messenger RNA, 5152 nt
Organism: Hippocampus comes (tiger tail seahorse)
Lineage: Eukaryota; Metazoa; Chordata; Actinopteri; Syngnathiformes; Syngnathidae
Gene: skic3
Product: SKI3 subunit of superkiller complex
Exons: 40
Coding region: 286-4986 (1566 amino acids)
Biological process (GO): nuclear-transcribed mRNA catabolic process
Cellular component (GO): Ski complex
Molecular function (GO): protein binding
Source: RefSeq, a predicted model, not a curated record
UAACUUUUUGUCCAUUUAUUCAGGCGUCACAUGUCAUCUACGUAAUAAAUGACAACAAACAGCAAUUUAAAUUUCUAGGCGUUUGACGCUAACACUCAAUUAUUAAUGUUGACACAAAAGCUAACAGGCACCCGAAAUGUUACCUUUACUUUGCUAGUCAAUUGUUGAGCUACUGACAAUUAGCCGAAAGAAUCACUUAGGUAUGGCGCAGUUAUUCAGUGCUAUUCGGUGGCAGCUUCUAGUUCGUAUAAUGACUUCCUAUCAAUACAGGUAACCAACCGCACCAUGUCGAGCAAAGAAGUGAAAGCCGCCCUGAAGAGCGCCAAAGAGGCUAUAAAAAGCAAGGAGUUCAAAGAGGCGUUGAAACAUUGCAAGACUGUUUUGAAGCUUGAAAAAAACAAUUACAAUGCCUGGGUGUUCAUUGGCCUGGCUGCCAGCGAGCUGGAGCAACCAGAUCAGGCACAGACGGCCUACAGGAAGGCUGUGGAGCUGGAGCCAGAGCAGCUACUGGCAUGGCAGGGCCUGAGCAAUUUAUACGAGAAGACGGAUCAGUGGGAUUUCAAAAUUGAGCUCCCCAAUGUCUACCAGAAGCUUGUUGAGCUGUAUGCAAGCUCGGACAAAAACAAGUGCUAUGAAGUGAUUGGAAAGCUGCAAGAAAUACAUCAGUCUGACAAAGAAUAUUCCAAGUUGGCAAAGGUGUGGCUGCAGUUGAUUCAACUCAGACAGGACGAUGGUGCAGACAAAAAAGCCUUACUGCAGCUAUGGCGACAGAUGGCCCAGCUCCUGUCCAACUGCCUCACUGACAAUGAGCAGGACACCGAAACUCAAAAGCACUUAAGCACAGCUUUUGAGAAGGCCAUGGCUCUCGUUGAGCCGACGCCUGGAGAAGAACACCGAAAGCUCUCUGUUGACUACAUCAAAUGUCUCUCCAAGCUGCCUGAAGAGGAGGACAAAAUGAAACAAGCGUGCGAGUCAAUGCUGUCUCUCUACCCAGCCCAAAGUUAUCCUCUUGAAGUCCUUUGUUCCCACUACCUCCAAAAAGGUGUCCAGAGUGAGGAGGCUGUCAAUUGCCUUUCACGGCUUCGUAAUUUGGUGCCGGAUAACGCUUGGUGUAAUUUGGGAUUUGGCACGAAAGCACUGCAAGAGGGCAGGUAUAACGAUGCCAUUCAGGACCUUGCGCAAGGAUUGAAGAAAAUGAACUUUCACCCAGCGUGGCACAGUCUGGCCGAGGCUCAGCUUAAAGUGCACAAAUAUUCAGACUGCUCUAAAUCGUGUGCCCAAGGUUUAAAAGUGUGCGUGCCUGGAGACAAGGAACUGAGGAUCCGACUGCUAAAGCUUAGGCUUGAAGCUUUGGUCAGGAGUGCAGAGGAGAAGGAUGCAGAGCAGGCUCUGGAGACAUUUUCCUGGAUCCCUGAUGCUGACAAAGACCCAUUACUAGUCGCCCUUAAAGGUCGCGCAUACCUCAACAAAGGAAAAGUAUUUGAGGCGUUAAAGGUGUCAUCACAGCUGGCGGCCUCGAACCCUCACCUGGCCCAGGCGUCAGCGCUCGAGGGACUGGCCCACGUAGCCGAGGACAAGAAGCAGCUUGCAGAGCAGAGUUUCCUCAAGGCAUCCGCGCAAAGCCCCGACUGCGCCGAGUAUUUUUUCUUGCUUGGCCAACUCUAUUGGACCAUGGGAGAAGAGACCCGUAAGGACAGAAGCAAGGCCCAUUCACAUUUUCUCAAGGCUGCAAAGUUAGACCCUUACUUCGGUUGCGUGUUCCGCUACCUUGGACAUUAUUAUCGGGAAGUGGCCAACGACUCCGGACGGGCACGCGGCUGCUAUCGGAAGGCCUUUGACUUGGACAAUAACGACGCUGAGUCUGGCGCGGCUGCAGUCGAUCUCAGCAUGGCUAAUGAAGAUAUGGACACCGCAUUGGCAAUCCUCCAGUCAGUGAUCGAGAAGGCCACUCCAGGCUCUGCCAAAUGGGCCUGGAUGAGACGCGGCCUUUACUACUUAAAGAUUGGACAGCAUCAUUUGGCUAUUGCCGAUCUCCAGGCAGCUCUGAGAGCAGACCCGGACGAUUGGGUGUGCUGGGAGUGUUUAGGUGAAGCAUACUUAAACCGCCAGAGUUUUACAGCAGCUCUGAAGGCCUUCGGAAAGGCGCACAUCCUUCAGCCCACCUCCAUCUACAGCGUCUACCAGGCCGCUGCCAUCAAACAGACCCUAGGCAAGUUCAAAGAGGCCGUCGCGGAGUAUUUGCAGAUCACAGCGAAGCACGACUACGUCCCUGCCCUUAAAGGUCUUGGUGAGUGUCAGCUCUCGCUGGCAAAAAGUUUAAUGGAGGACUGCAGAGACGGUGGAGCCAUUGACUUGAUUGAGCAAGCUCUCCUGAACCUCUUCAAAGCGGUGAAGCUGCGAUCUGACUUGUCCUGCUUGUGGAAGCUGCUGGGAGAUGCCUGCUCCGCUGUCAGCACAGUGUCUCCAAAGAGGGCUCAGGUUCGGAUGCCGGCAGCGCUGGCUGGUCUGGAUCCACAAGUUCAGGUCCACGUGCUGAACCAGGCUGAGACGCUCAGAGUUGGCGAACGGUGUUACACUCGUGCAUUGAAGCUCAUGCCAGAGGUUGCCAGUCUGUGGCAUGAUCUGGGACUCAAUUUUUAUCAUCAGGCUCGCCUAACCUGUGAUGCAGAGGAGGCGCAAUCGUUACUACUAGAGAAAGCACAACAAUGUUUACGAAAGGCAGUUAUGAUGGACGGCGGCAACCAUAACUAUUGGAACGCUUUGGGAGUGAUCAACACAAGCAAAGGACUGGAGAAUUUGGCCCUGGCUCAGCAUUGCUUCAUCAAGUCUAUUCAAGUUGAACCAAAUAAUGUUGUUGCAUGGACCAACCUCGGCACCUUGUAUCUGAAAAAGGACAAUAUAGAGCUUGCACAUGAGUCCUUCAAGAUCGCACAGUCAUUGGAGCCGCUGUAUGUCAACUGCUGGAUUGGACAGGCCCUGAUAGCAGAGACAGUGGGAAGCUAUGACACCAUGGAUCUUUUCAGACACACCACUGAGCUUAGCACACAUACGGAGGGAGUGAAAGGCUACGCCCACUGGGUAUGUUCUACCUUGUUGGAUAAGAGCAAGAGAGACUCCGAACUGUAUCGCUACAACAUAAUCCAGAUGAAUGCCAUCUCUGCAGCCCAGGUGGCACUCAGCAAGUACACCGAAAGGAUCCAGUCUGACGCCGUUGCCUUCAUCAUGCUGGGCUUUCUGGCUGAACAUCUGCAGCUGAAGAGACAGGCUGUACAGGCUUAUCACAGAGCCGUUGAGUUACUUGAGUCCACGUCCUUCGGAGAACAACUAUCGUUUGCUCGGAGCAACUAUGCUCGAGCUUUGUGUGCUUGUGGCCGGUGGCGCGAGGCAGUUGAUGUUUUUAACUCCACUCCGCUAGAGGAGCUCAGUGAUCUGUCAGGGCUGGCUCUGGCCUACUGCAAGGCCGGACUCAUACCCGAGAGCAUCGGCGCAUAUGAGCGUGCCCUGGCUGCGGCCUCCAGUGAGAAGCAGACGGCGUACGUGUUGACAGCUCUUGCCCUGCUGCAGCACCAGCAGGGGAAUGUCGACUCUGCCAAGACCCUGCUGUUCAAAUGCUCCAUGUUGAAGGAACCGGCACCAGAGUCUCUUCUGUGUUUAUGUGCCCUUGGAUUGGUCCACAAUGACACAACGUUAGCCGCUGCUGCCCGUACCGAGCUGCUAAAACAAGGCUCGUCCUGUGCAACUGUUAUCGAACAGCGGUGUCUUCUCACCUGCACCUUACUGGCGUUGCAGGGCAACUACAGUGCUGUGCAAAGAGAGGCCUCCAGGGCCGUACACAGCUAUCCGGGGAAUUCAUCUUUGUGGUCGCUAUUGUCCAAACUGGUACCCAAGUACUACCCCAGGAAGGCAAAUGGCGGCGCAAUGGCCGGACACGUUGCCUGUCUUUCCAGUAUGACCCAGGGAAAGAGAGCGCUGCUGUACAGUGGAGUGAAUCAGUUGGCUUGUGGAAGACACUCUGGAGAGGAUGCUCACAGGAAUGCUCUGAAGACCAUGCAGAGAGCUGUGCUGCUCUGUCCUGAUGAUCCAGCAGCAUGGGCAGGAUUAAUGGCUGCCUGUCACACAGAAAACACUUCCUGUUAUCUUUCGGGCUCAGCUGCACGUAGGCAAGGACUAGAGCAAACGCUCAUGUCAGUGGUUUCUGAAAAAGUGCAUAGCUUGGAAGAGAUAGAGCGCUCCCUAGCACAAUCUCUGCAAGGAUGGGUACUACAACAGGCAGUGAGUGGUCUCAUGCUGAGCGGACAUCUUGAGCAAGCAGAAGCAGUCUGCUCACAGGUGCUAAAUGUGUCCCCAGAGCAUCCCGCAGCGACGUUGUCGCUCAGACAAGUACAGUGUCUGCGCCUCCUUGAGUCCGGCGAUGGUACUCUCCUAUCGGAGUCUGCCUUGGAGCAGCUCAACAGUGCUGUGAUGUUGAACCCCAACAAUAUUGCGGCGUGGCAUUGGUUAGCCGCGGUGUACAUCAGCCAGGGUCUGCUCGUGCAGGCAGUCAUGGUUCUCAGACAGAGUUUGCAGCUCGCCUCCCAGCUCGGCCAGCACAGCAGUCAAGUCGGCAGCCUGCUGCGUCUCAGCCUUCUUGCCCUGAGGCCCAGUAUGGCAGGUGUCCCUGGAAAUGACUGGAAGGAUCUGGUUCGACAAGCUACCACUGAAGCCUUGAAGCUGGGCUCUUCACCUGUGGCUCUCCUCUUCCAGGCCUUGCUCCAAUUUGUUACCAAGAUGGCUGCCAGGGAAACCAGGCGACUGUUGGAAAAGCUGGUCUACAGCCCCUCUCAAGAAUUCUCUGCAACUGUGCCGCAAGUGGCCAGCUGGUACCUGCUGAGGCACCUGCAUUUCAAAAACGACGACGAACUAAUUCAUGUACUUUUGGAGCACGCUAAACUGAACGGGGAUCAACGAUUGCUGGACUUUCAUUCACAGCUUGUUUCUUUGUCUUGAAAGUUGCUCCAGUGCACAGUAAAAAACCAAAAAACAAAACUAUGUAUCAUGAUCGAAGGUCCCAUUGAGCAUCGUAGGAUUUCAGAGUGAAAGCAACUCAGUGUCAUAAUCAAUAUUGUAGUUUACUGGUGUCCACAUCCAUGCCAAAUAAAGAUGGUCAACAUUU